Molecule: messenger RNA, 801 nt
Organism: Strigops habroptila (Kakapo)
Lineage: Eukaryota; Metazoa; Chordata; Aves; Psittaciformes; Psittacidae
Gene: CRYBB2
Product: crystallin beta B2
Exons: 5
Coding region: 3-665 (220 amino acids)
Biological process (GO): visual perception; lens development in camera-type eye
Molecular function (GO): structural constituent of eye lens
Source: RefSeq, a predicted model, not a curated record
UUAUGAUGGCUUCCGAGCACCAAAUGCCAGCCUCCAAGCAGCAGCAAGGCAGCUCCAAGAUCGCCAUCUUCGAGCAGGAGAACUUCCAGGGCCGCUGCCAUGAGCUCAGCGGCGCCUGUCCCAACCUGAAGGAAGCUGGUGUGGACAAAGUGGGCUCCAUCCUCGUGCACUCCGGACCCUGGGUGGGCUACGAGCAGGCAGGCUGCAAGGGGGAGCAGUUUGUGUUUGAGAAGGGGGAGUACCCCCGCUGGGACUCCUGGACCAACAGCCGGAGAAGCGACAGCAUCACCUCCCUGCGCCCCAUCAAAGUGGUGAGAGCACCCAGACAGCCACUACCCACCCGCCAGACCAAGGACAGCCAGGAGCACAAGAUCGUGCUGUACGAGAACCCCAGCUUCACCGGCAAGAAGAUCGAGAUCAUAGACGACGACGUGCCCAGCUUCCACGCGCACGGAUACCAGGAGAAGGUCUCAUCCGUGCGGGUGCAGAGCGGCACGUGGGUGGGAUACCAGUACCCUGGCUACAGGGGCUACCAGUACCUGUUUGAAAAGGGGGACUACAAGGACAGCUCAGAUUUCGGUGCUCAGCACCCCCAGAUCCAGUCGGUCAGGCGCAUCCGGGACAUGCAGUGGCACCAGCGCGGCGCCUACCACCCCACCAACUAGAGCCGCCGGCCCCUGCCAGGGCGCAGGGACUGGAGCAAGCUCCCCCCCGGCCACCAAUGUCGCCCCAUGGCCUCGCCUCCCGCCUCCCUCGUGUGAUGCCCAACGCUGCCGAAGCAACUGAAUAAAGCUUGGAGUU